Molecule: messenger RNA, 942 nt
Organism: Chinchilla lanigera (long-tailed chinchilla)
Lineage: Eukaryota; Metazoa; Chordata; Mammalia; Rodentia; Chinchillidae
Gene: Cldn20
Product: claudin 20
Exons: 1
Coding region: 1-660 (219 amino acids)
Biological process (GO): bicellular tight junction assembly; cell adhesion
Cellular component (GO): bicellular tight junction; plasma membrane
Molecular function (GO): structural molecule activity
Source: RefSeq, a predicted model, not a curated record
AUGGCCUCCCUGGGUCUGCAGCUCCUUGCUUUCAUCCUGGCCAUAUUUGGGAUCUCUGGAGUGCUCACGGCCACCCUGCUCCCCAACUGGAAAGUGAAUGUGUACAUGGGCUCCAACAUCUUGACUGCCAUUAUACAGCUGCAUGGGCUGUGGAUGGACUGCACGUGGUACAGCACUGGGAUGUUCAGCUGCAUGCUGAAGAACUCCAUCCUGUCCCUCCCCGUCCAUGUGCAGGCUGCGAGGGCCACCAUGGUCUUGGCUUGUGUUCUGUCUACCCUGGGGAUCUGCAUUUCCAUAGUAGGCAUGAAAUGCACUCACUUAGGCGGGGAUCAAGAAACUAAGAGUCAGGCUUCCUUUGCUGGAGGAGUCUGUUUCAUGUCCUCAGGGGUCUCUGGCUUAAUACCCACAGUGUGGUACACAAAAGAGAUCACAGCAAACUUUCUGGAUUUGACAGUUUCAGAGAACAAUAAAUACGAGCCUGGAGGAGCUAUUUAUAUAGGAUUUAUUUCAGCAAUCCUGCUGUUUAUCUCUGGCAUUCUUUUCUGCAUUUCCUAUACUAAAAAGAAUCCAGAAACUUGGCUAUCCCUUCCCAGACAGGAGCAGCCCUCUACCAAUCAGUUAGAAAACAAUUCUGCAUACAACCUGAAGGACUAUGUGUAACUAGGUACAUAACGCACAUGUAAUGAAGCUUUUGGCUGAUUGCCGGAACUUUAUUUUAGAUACAAGUAUCAGACUUAUGUUUGAUUUCCUCCACAAAGAAUGCAAAAUACUUUAAAACUACUAAGUAGUUCAAAAUAGAACAAAAUCACAUACAAUUACAUAUUUUAAGAUUGAUUUUUCCAUGAUUGCUUUCAUGUUUUACUUAAAGGUUUACAAUGGUAAGAAGUCCUGACUUGCAUUAGUAAGACAGCUGACAGCAUUUUUUUUCCUUUUUAAAAUAAC